UCGUAAUUGAUUGGUUACCACAGUUAUCUGGAGUUUCAAGCUGUGGGCGAGCAAGCUCGAAUAAAGUUUUGUUCUAACCACGCAGUGUCGGAAAAGACGCCGAAUUCAACUUUUAACAGGAAUAUAAUUAUUCACCUAAUGUGUUUAAACAACGUCGCUGUGUGCAGUUUGUUCUCAUCACUGUAAGCACCCUGAGACAUGGUCGAGCCAACAAUACACAAGUUUACGUCUUUAGAGGAGGAGCUGGGCUUCUGGAAGGAGCAGUCAAGUAGACACCAGCAGAGGGCGGAUGAAUGUCAGGAGGAGCUGCAAGAGUUUCAGCAGAUGAGUCGUGACUAUGAAGCCGAGCUGGAAGCCGAGUUGAAGCAGUGCGAGGCUCGGAACAAAGAAUUGCUGCAAAACAACAACCGACUCAGGGUGGAGCUGGAGAACAUUAAGGAGAAAUUUGAGAAUCAACACGCUGACACUUUUAAGCACAUCUCAACCCUUGAGGAAAAUCUAGCAGAGACUACAGCAGUCCGAGAUCACCUGCAGAAAUACAUCAGGGAGCUGGAACAGUCCAAUGAUGACCUGGAGAGGACCAAAAGGGCUACCAUCAUGUCCCUGGAGGACUUUGAGCAGAGGAUGAACCAUGUCAUUGAGAGGAAUGCUUUUCUUGAAAGUGAGCUGGAUGAGAAAGAGAACCUGCUUGAGUCGGUUCAGAGACUCAAAGAUGAAGCCAGAGAUCUUCGGCAGGAGCUGGCAGUACGGCAGAAAGAAAGGCGGCCAUCCAGCAGCCUAGGGAAAGAUUCUGAUCCUUCCAGUGGUAUCACUCCCAUGCCUGGUACCCCCUCCAAACCUCUCAGCUCCUUCACCACACCUCCUGCAUCCAGCAUCCGACGAGGUGACGGUCUAACAGGGACUCCUCUCACAACAUCUGCCAGGAUAUCUGCACUCAAUAUAGUCGGGGAACUGCUGAGAAAAGUUGGGAAUCUGGAGUCCAAGCUGGCCUCGUGUCGAGACUUUGUGUAUGACACGUCGGUUAUCAGGCCUACACUGCCCGCCGCCCUUGGGAGCCCAUCUGGUCUCGAAGGAGGGGCUGGAGUGCAAGCUAGCAGCAUGAGUCCUCCCCCUCCUCAGUACGACAGUUUAGUGAAGCGGUUGGAAUUUGGACCAGCGCCCCCACGAGGUAUCUCCCAGGGCCCUCAGUCGCCACAGGGAGGAGUCAAGAUGCUCCUCUGAGGAACAAUUGCCUCCCUCCGUCCCCUCACGCCCACCUCUUGGGAGCGCAGUCAUCACAUGAUGCAUCGCUGAGGAAAAAAAAAACACUUCCUUUGCUCCAUACAACACUUGACUGGCGGAAUCCUGCUGCCUCAGACUCUUAUCACAGCGCUUUGCAAAAUGAGGUAUGUUUUUUUUUUUUAAAACCCACAUGCACUCUUGCCAAAGUUUACUGGAGCAGGCGCAAAAGUCCAAAGCAGCAAGCAUGUUAGUCCCUGGAAUGGGAUAGUGACUCAUUUAGGGACCUUUAGGUCAGUGUUUUUUGUUUUUUAACUUUUUACAUAACAUGACUCAUUCUGUUGUAUGAACGGCAGCAAGAUCAACUUUAAUUAAUAAUGUCACUGCUGCCAUCUAGUGGAGGAACAUUUUUUUUUGGUCCUGCUCCCUCACUGGUAUAGCUCGAUAAACAUUUGUAGGGCUUGUAAGGUAUUUCUGAACUGCGCUGAAAAUAAUGUAAGUUUUUACAUAUUUGAUGUGGUUGAUUGUGAAAAAUGGUGCUGCCGGGUUUGGUUGGUUUUUAAGCCUCAGCUGCCUUCACUUUUUGCUUUUCAGCUCUUUUAGUCGACUUCAGUUGACUGUUGAAUUUGUGAUUAUUCCACUCACUCUACUGAUACUGAAUGUCAUAGUUGGGAUUAGAGAUAACAUUGUUGAUCAGGUUAAAAAGAUGUUUGUUUUUCAGCACAUCAGGAAAGUAUUCACAGCGCUUCACUUUCUCCACAUUUUUUUGUUACAGCCUUAUUUUGAAAUGCAAUACAUUUUUGCCCUCAAAAUUCUACACACAAUACCCCAUAAUGACAAAGUAAAAAAGUUUUGUUAGAGCUUUUUGCAAAUUUAAUAAAAAAAAAAAAACAUGUACAGUACAGGCCAGAAGUUAAAUAUGGCAGUUCAUGUUCGGAAUAAACUAAAAAAUAAAGAAAGAAAGUUUGGACAAACCUUAUUUCAAUGCAUUUUCAUGACUAUUUACAUUGUAAAUUGUCACUGAAGGCAUCAAAACUAUGACACCUGUGAAGUGAAAAGCCUUGCAGGUGACUACCACUUGAAGCUCAUCGAGAGAGAGAGCCAAGAGUGUGCGAAAAAGUAACCAAAGCAAAGGGUGGCUAGUUUGAAGAAACUAGAAUAUAAAACAUGUUUUCAGUUUUUUCACCUUUUUUUGUUAAGUACAUAACUCCAUACGUGUUCAUUCAUAGUUUUGAUGCCUUCAGUGACAAUCUACAAUGUAAAUAGUCAUAAAAAUACAGAAAAUGCAUUGAAUGAUGUGUCCAAAAUGUUGGCCUGUACUGCAUAUAGGUAUUCACUUCCUUUGAACCUCAAAAUUGAUCUGUUUAUUUUUUAUUUAUUUUAUGGGCAGUGUACGCAGUACGGUAUAUACAAGUAAUCGAUUGGUGCACCAAAUUAAGCCAAUAGUUAAUUUCCACCUGUCAUCUUUACAACAGGGUUGUUCUUUUUUUUUUUUUUUUGUUAUUUUUGCCUUCUUUGGGACUUAAAAGGAUUUGUAGUUUUGAGGACAAAAAUGAAUGUAUUCCAUUUUGGAAUAAGGCUUUAACAAAAAUAAAAUGCUGUGUAUAUUUUCCAGAUGCGCUGUAUUUUUGUUGUUGUAACAUUGCUGUUUUUCACCUUUUUAAGAGGUUGAUAUGGCUGCGCAGUAAAAAUCCGCAGCAAAUACCAUCCAUGCUGCUGUGUUUCUCCCUGACUGACCAUUCAAGCAUUAAAAAGAAAUAAGCACCUUU
Molecule: messenger RNA, 2987 nt
Organism: Nerophis ophidion (straightnose pipefish)
Lineage: Eukaryota; Metazoa; Chordata; Actinopteri; Syngnathiformes; Syngnathidae
Gene: nde1
Product: nudE neurodevelopment protein 1
Exons: 9
Coding region: 199-1221 (340 amino acids)
Biological process (GO): vesicle transport along microtubule; microtubule nucleation; centrosome localization
Cellular component (GO): centrosome; kinetochore; kinesin complex
Molecular function (GO): microtubule binding
Source: RefSeq, a predicted model, not a curated record